UAUUAUUAAUGCAUGCACUAAUUAUGGAGGGUAGUGUGUGGAUAUCAAAUUUGCCCCACCAGAGCCUGGGCUUCAUACUAGCAGAUGCUGGAUAUGAUGUAUGGAUUGGAAAUAGCAGAGGAAACUUCUGGUCUAGAAGACACAAGCACCUUUCAGUUAACAAAACAGAAUUUUGGAAUUUCAGUUUGCAUGAAAUGGGCAUCUAUGAUCUUACUGCCAUGACAGAGUUUAUUCUACAUAAAACUGGACAGCAGAAGAUUUUUUAUGCUGGUCAUUCUGUGGGAUCCGCAAUAGCUUAUGUUGCAUUUUCUGUCCGCCCACACCUGGCUGAGAAAAUAAAACUGUUUUUUGCCUUGGGUCCUGCAUACACAUUUCAGAAAGCCAUAAGUCCCCUAGUACAAAUACUACGUUUGCCAGAAGUAUUAAUCAAGCUCAUAUUUGGGAAGAAGGAAUUUGUUCUGCUGAAUCCACGCCAGAGAACAGCUCUGGCCCAACAAUGCAGACGGCAACCGGCUGAUGAACUCUGCAGACAAGCACUUUCUCUAAUGGCUGGAUUUAAUCUGAAGAAUUUAAAUAAGAGCCGUUCUGAUGUGUAUAUUUCACAUUUCCCAGAUUAUACUUCGGUAAAACACAUAAUCCACUUGAGCCAGUUUAUUAAAAGUGGGCUUUUCAGAUAUUUUGACUAUGGCUCGAAGAACAUAGAUAUCUAUAACCAGACAACUCCACCAUUCUACAGGAUAGAGGCCAUCACUGUGCCAGUUGCUAUGUGGACUGGAGGACAAGAUUGGGUUUGCCGGCCAAUGGAAAUUGCACAAUUACGCUUUCGAACAACUAAUGUUGUCUAUUAUAAGGAGAUUCCUGAUUGGUCUCACUGGGAUUUUAUUUGGGGCAUUGAUGCUCCCCAACGUGCAUACAAGGUAAUCCUUGGCCUGAUGGAGAAAUAUCGAUGAAGCCAUCUGGAAUUCCACGGUUCUCAUUGUACCUGUGGAAGUGCCAGACACUCAAGUGUUUUUUGUUUCCUGAGUUUACGUUGACUGUCUUUAUUGUUCAUUUGAUUUGUGUUCAAAUUUGCUUAUCCUUCUGUUUUAUUUAUGAACCAUGGUGUGUUUCUUUCCUACUGAAGAAUUAAGUCUAGAUCCUACUGCUAACUUAAUGUAGAUCCUAAAGUUAUAAACAAUGUAACUUCCUAGGCUUUUAACUUGUAGGCGGGUUUGCAAGUUUUCUUAAAUAAAUAAAUCCGAUCUGAACACUG
Pantherophis guttatus is the source of this 1252-nucleotide messenger RNA. The record is from RefSeq and is a predicted model, not a curated record. Lineage: Eukaryota; Metazoa; Chordata; Lepidosauria; Squamata; Colubridae.